Messenger RNA from Limulus polyphemus (Atlantic horseshoe crab), 1415 nucleotides. Its product is annotated as fasciclin-2-like. Gene Ontology annotation, biological process: cell adhesion. Gene Ontology annotation, cellular component: neuron projection; membrane. The coding region runs from base 106 to 1209 and encodes 367 amino acids. NCBI's taxonomy places the organism in Eukaryota, Metazoa, Arthropoda, Merostomata, Xiphosura, Limulidae. The transcript has 8 exons. The record is from RefSeq and is a predicted model, not a curated record.
AAUGCUAUACCUGUAGUAGGGUUGUGAAUUGGGAUUGUGCUGACGAAAGUUUUGUGAUUACGAACUGCAGCACUGAAAAUUAAGUAUUCGAAUGAUAGAACUAAAAUGUGGAAUUCGAAAUGGACUUAUAUAAUUUUCUCAACAGUAGUAUUUGGAUGUUUAGCACAAGAAGUACAUAGAGCUACAUUGGAGAUAAAUCCAGAAGGAAAAACACACAAUAGGCCUGCUGAGAAAAGUUACGUGAUAACUUGCAUUGGAAAAAGUGACAAACCAGAGCUGUUUACGGAGAUGAAAUGGCUUGGACCAAAAAAUGAUGACCUUGCAAAUUUGAGAACAACGAGAAUUGAAGUAUUAAAACAAGACAGUAGUUCGCUGUACUUAUCUUUUAUUACACCGCAUACUAAUGACAGUGGUACCUAUACAUGCACAGCAGCUUAUGAUAGUUCUGAGAAGCUAGUAGAGUCAAUUCAUGUCACUUUUUAUCAUGAUAUCACUUGGGAUGAUUGCCCAUUAACUCAGGCCUUAAUUUUGGGUGAAGAAGGACAUAUUAAAUGUAAAGUAACUAGUAACCCACCACCUCAGGUUAUGUGGUACAAAAAUAACCUGACUCUAGCAGAGGACCGCUAUAAGCUUGAGAGUGAAGGGAUUAAGAUUGACAGAGUUGAAGAAAUGGACAAAGGAUUGUAUAAAGUGAGAGUUACUGUAACACAGACUGGAGGACUACAGCAAAGAUUCAUAACUGUAGAAGUAUAUGUACCACCAACAAUAAAAGAUCGACCUGACACUACAGAGGCUGUAGAAGAAGAUUCUGCGACAUUAUCAUGUUCAGCUGAUGGAUACCCAGCACCUAUAUUUUCCUGGUUUAACAAGGAAGAUAAAGACAUGGGCAGAGAACAUGGUUAUAUGGUUGACAAGAAUAAAGGCACCUUGACCAUACUGAAAGUUAGAAAAGAGGAUGAAGGGAAAUAUGUGUGCAUGGCAAAAAAUCCUGCAGGUGAUGCCAGAAAGAUCAUAGCACUAAAUGUGAUUGUAAAGCCAAAGAUUGUUACACUAGAAAAUAUCACGGUAGGAAUAUCCAAAACUGCAGUGCUUGAGUGCCGUGCAAGAGGAGAUCCACAGCCACAGAUGACAAUUAGAAAGGAAGGAGUUGAUUCUUCAGUGGUUGAAGGGGUUCAUGCAGUGCAAUUCCCAGAAUUUUCCCUUCUUUGAAAUCACAGUGAGACAGGAUAUAUCAACUUUUUGACAGUAUAAUGGUUGCAAGACAAUUGUCAGAAGUAUUAUAAAAUGUUUAUGACUUUGUAAGAAGUCUGGGCCAAUCCAAUAUGUUCAAAAGCAGAAGUAUCCUACAGAAACUAUUUGGAUUGCUGCUCUUAGAAUACAGUUGGAUAGAAUUUGCUGGCUUAUUUACAAUACAA